CAAAAGUAUAAGCAAAGUUUUACAGACACAUAAUGGAGAUCUUUAACACACUGCUGUUGGCGGGCCUUGUCUUGCUGUUGGUGUUGGUGCUCAGGUGGAGGAGAAAUGCUUCUGGAGUUCGUUUGCCACCAGGGCCAUUUGCUCUUCCUCUUGUCGGCAAUUUACCUUGGAUGAACAAACACGAGCCCUUCCAAUCCUUCAUGAAGUGGAGUAGGGAAUACGGACCAGUCUUGACUGUGCAUAUGGGACCUCAGAGAGCAGUGGUUCUGGUGGGUUACGACACAGUCAAAGAGGCUCUGGUGGACCAGGCUGAUGACUUCACAAGCCGAUUCCAAAUCCCUUUGUUUCACAGAAUAGUCAGAGGUUAUGGCUUGGGCAUCAGUAAUGGAGAACGCUGGAAACAACUAAGGCGCUUCACACUCACCACACUCCGAGAUUUUGGGAUGGGACGCAAAAGGAUGGAGGCAUGGAUUCAGGAGGAGAGUAAACAUCUACUGGACAGCAUGAGUGAAAACAAAGCUGCUCCCUUUGAUCCCAUGGUCUUCCUAAGCCGAGCUGUGUCCAAUGUCAUCUGUGCUCUGGUGUUCGGUCAGCGUUUCAGUUACGAUAACCAUCAUUUCCUGGACCUGCUCCAAAUCAUUUCUGAAGUAUUACGCGUUGGAAGCACCCCCAGUGGACAGUUGUACAAUAUCUUCCCUCGACUGAUGGAAAUGCUGCCAGGGGGGCACCAAACCACCUUCAAAAACACGGAGAGACUACGCAGCUUCAUUAUGGAGAGGAUAGAAGAACACAAGGAAAACCUGAAUCCUGAAGACCCACGAGAUUUCAUCGACUGUUUCCUCAUCAGACUCAACCAGGAAAAGGACAAUUCAAAUACAGAGUUUCACUAUGAUAACUUGGUGGCCACCUGCCUCAACCUGUUCCUGGCUGGGACCGAGACCACUAGCACCACUAUCAGAUAUGCCCUAAUGCUACUUAUCAAAUACCCACACAUCCAAGAGCGCAUGCAGAAGGAGAUUGACACUGUGAUUGGGCAAGCACGUAGUCCCUUAAUGGAAGACAGGAAGUCCCUCCCCUUCACUAACGCAGUGCUCCAUGAAGUGCAGCGUUACAUAGAUUUAGUGCCUCUCAAUGUUCCCCAUUAUGCCACUCACAACAUCUCCUUCAGGGGCUAUACUAUUCCCAAGGACACUGUGAUCAUUCCCAUGCUUCACUCUGUGCUGAGGGAUGAGAACCACUGGCAAAAACCAUGGAGUUUUAACCCUGAACACUUUUUGGACAAGAAUGGAAACUUUAAAAAGGACCCUGCUUUCCUCCCUUUCUCUGCAGGUAAACGAUCAUGCGUCGGUGAGUCUCUGGCUCGUAUGGAGUUCUUUCUUUUCAUGGUGUCUCUGCUACAACACUUUACCUUCACUUGUCCCGGGGGUCCUGAGAGUUUAGACGCCAGUCCCGCGGUCAGCAGCUUUGCCAAAUUGCCCCGCAGAUAUGAGCUCAUCGCCACCCCCCGCUGAUCAACUGUGGUUCUGCCAGCUAAAUCCAUGGAUUAACCACACAGCAAUUACUCAUGAUUUAAACAGACACGGCUGACGUUUAUUGAUGGAAUACACUGAUUUCUGUUAAAACUGAAACAAUAAACCUAAUAUACUAAGCAGACUAACAAAGUUGUUUUAGGAUGUAACAGUUUUCUGUUAAAAUGGAAAUUUUCGCAGUUGUAGUAUUUAUGGGCAGGAGCAACCUCUUUCCAAUUAGAGGGCUGCUGGUUGUAGAUUAGUGAAUUCUCAGGGUUAGCACUAGGAAAAAAAGAGACCACUCAUCCACUGAAAACAUUUAAUGACAGUUCUAACAUGAGUGUUGUUUUGGAAAAGUCUUGUGAAAGAUCAAUCAGUCUGAAUUAUGUCAAAGUUUCAGUACCUAAUAAUACCAUUCAGCACAAUCAUCAACAAGUCCAUCAUGAUCUAAAAGACGUAAGUGUCUUGACAGCCAGGGAGCAAGUUCCUCUUAAGUGGUAAACAGGCCCAUCCUUCACAUUAAAAGUGAGAUGGAUUUAUUUUAUGGCUAUAAUGCAAUAAUCAGACACGUUGCUGUUGGGAUAUAUUUUUUAAAGGACACCAAUAUUGUGACUCACUGUUAAUUGCUGGUAAUCAGAGAAGACUGAAUGGGAUGCACUGUUAACUGUGAGUUUGGGGUGUGAUUUAACUCCACUUAACUCCACUGUUUCUGCGAUUUCGUAGUUUUUAACAUGUCUUGGGUUUAAAAUCGAUGGCAGUGUUUUUAUCAUAGGGUGUCCGUGAGGCAAUGACUGCUAAAAAGGGGGUUGGUAUAUCCCACAAGUUGGGAACUCCUGCUUUAAACUGUAUACUGUUAACUCUUUGAUCUUAGACAUACUCAUACAUCAUUCAUGAAAGUAAUCAAAUAGAGUCAAAUGUUGUUUUUCACUUCCUGUCUUGGCCUUUGUUUACUGCCUGUCAAUAAAUUCCCUGAUGUUGCACAUGCA
Chanos chanos (milkfish) is the source of this 2494-nucleotide messenger RNA. RefSeq names its product cytochrome P450 2F3. The coding region runs from base 33 to 1511 and encodes 492 amino acids. The transcript is spliced from 9 exons. Gene Ontology annotation, cellular component: intracellular membrane-bounded organelle; cytoplasm. Gene Ontology annotation, molecular function: heme binding; oxidoreductase activity, acting on paired donors, with incorporation or reduction of molecular oxygen, reduced flavin or flavoprotein as one donor, and incorporation of one atom of oxygen; iron ion binding. Gene Ontology annotation, biological process: xenobiotic metabolic process. The record is from RefSeq and is a predicted model, not a curated record. Lineage: Eukaryota; Metazoa; Chordata; Actinopteri; Gonorynchiformes; Chanidae.